Messenger RNA from Phycodurus eques (leafy seadragon), 1296 nucleotides. Its product is annotated as alpha-2 adrenergic receptor-like. Lineage: Eukaryota; Metazoa; Chordata; Actinopteri; Syngnathiformes; Syngnathidae. The coding region runs from base 1 to 1296 and encodes 431 amino acids. Gene Ontology annotation, cellular component: membrane. The transcript has a single exon. Gene Ontology annotation, molecular function: alpha2-adrenergic receptor activity. Gene Ontology annotation, biological process: adenylate cyclase-activating adrenergic receptor signaling pathway; platelet activation; regulation of vasoconstriction. The record is from RefSeq and is a predicted model, not a curated record.
AUGUGUUGCCUUUCAGUGCGCACGGAUUUUACCCGGAGUUAUUAUUAUUGUUGUUAUUAUUAUGACGCCAGGAUGGAUUGGCUCAACGGCACCGGACUGGACGCAGUCAUCCAGCAGAACUCAUCCCACAGCUACUCACCGGCGGCCCUCGCCAGCAUCGCCGCCCUCGUGAGUUUCCUCAUCUUGUUCACGGUGGUCGGCAACGUGCUGGUGGUGAUCGCCGUGCUGACGAGCCGCGCGCUGAAAGCUCCCCAGAACCUUUUCCUGGUCUCCCUGGCCACGGCCGACGUCCUGGUGGCCACUCUGGUGAUGCCCUUCAGUCUCGCCAAUGAACUCAUGGGCUACUGGUAUUUUGGCAAAGUUUGGUGCGGCAUUUAUUUGGCGCUGGACGUCCUUUUCUGCACGUCCUCCAUCGUGCAUCUGUGCGCCAUUAGCCUGGAUCGCUACUGGUCCGUCACGCAAGCGGUCGAGUAUAAUUUAAAGCGGACUCCCAAGCGGGUUAAGUGCAUCAUUUUCAUUGUGUGGCUCAUAUCUGCCUUGAUUUCCUCACCGCCGUUGUUGUCAAUGGAGAGAAACAAGGAGAGAAGCACUCAGCCCCAGUGUGAGCUCAACGACGACAGUUGGUACAUUGUCUCAUCCAGUGUAGCGUCCUUCUUCGCCCCCUGCCUCAUCAUGAUCCUGGUCUACGUCAGGAUCUACCAAGUAGCCAAAAACAGAACCAGGAGCAUGUCGGAGAAGAGGCGGGCGGACGGCGUCGCCGUUAAAACCGAGAACGGGCACUGCCAGUGUCCGCCCACCCCCAGCCACCGGACGGCCACGCAGGGGCAACACACGGAGGAAGCCGACCUGGAAGAGAGCUCCUCGUCGGAGGGGAAGGGCGGUGGGAAGCAGCAAGACUCCCCUCAGGGGAACCCAAAGAGGACCUCAUUCUCCAAACAGGCCAAGAAGAUCUCCAGAGUCAGCAACAAAUCCAUAGACCUUUUCGCCUCAAGGAGCAAACGGAGGAGCUCCAUCGCUCUGAAAAAGGUCUCCCAAGCCCGAGAGAAGAGGUUCACAUUCGUCCUUGCCGUGGUGAUGGGGGUGUUUGUCGUGUGCUGGUUCCCGUUCUUCUUCAGCUACAGUCUUUACGGCAUGUGCGGGGACUCCUGCAAGAUCCCGGACCCCCUCUUUAAGUUCUUCUUCUGGAUCGGGUACUGCAACAGCUCACUCAACCCGGCUAUCUACACCAUCUUUAACCGUGACUUCAGACGGGCCUUCCAAAGGAUCCUGUGCAAGUCGUGGAAAAAGUCCUGCUAG